UUGUCGCGUCUCCCGUCCGACGACAGGCGUGGGCUUUCGGGGGAGAGUUGCGGAAGUGUGCGUUUUUCUCUCUUUUGGGGCCUUCGGUAGUAGGAAUUUCUGGCCGUUCCGUUAGCGUUCUAUUCUUCGCAAUGAUGGAUUUCCUUUUGAAGAUACGAACGGAAGUGUUUACGGAGGAAAUGUUGUUUUUAAGAGAAAUGAAUAGAAAAUAACCCAUUUUGAGGAAGCCAUGGCAAAAUCAAAUAUAAAACACAGACUUGGUUCUCGGGAAUCUUCAGUAUCUUCUCUGUUAGCAAGCUGCAGCCUGAGUAGUAGUAAUUCCUCUAACUCUGUUGGCUCUUUUCAGUAUAAGGAUAAACUGUACAAUUCUGCAUCUCAGGCUCUACAGGCCUAUAUUGAUGAUUUUGAUCUAAGCCAAAUGUAUCCUGGUGCAAGCACUGGAAAGAUUAACAUUGGUAAAUGUUCUUCUAAUAUGCCAGAAUUCUCCAGCUAUACUUAUAAACCAGACAAUGCUUUUGAAAAUCUCGAUCACAAAAAAAGCUCCUUGUCCUUAUCCUAUAGAAGACAGACUAUUAAUGACAUAGACUCCGUUAGCCUAACUACUGAUGAUCUAUUAAAACUUCCAGCAGAUGGAUCAUUUUCUUUCACCUAUGUUGGACCAGGUCACCGAAUUAGCAAGAAAAACAAGAAAUGCAUUCGGAGACUGAGUUCAUUGGACACUGAAAAGAAUCAGAAUUUUCAAGAACCCACCACUCCCAUGGACAAGGAUAACUUAGCUACUCCUAUUGUAUACACAAAUAUAAAUGGAAAGCGAUGUGGUAGGCUAAAAAACCCAAAGUUUGCGAAUAAGACUAAUAAAUGCGUUUCUGAACCAUCUUUAUCUUUUUUCAAGAAAUCGUCUUUCAAGGACAAUUCAGAACACAAUCUGCAAAAGAAUUACCCAAGAUGGCUCACUAGCCAGAAAUCUGACCUUAAUGUUUCAGGGAUAACUAGUAUACCUGAUUUCAAAUAUCCAGUCUGGCUCCACAAUCAAGACUUGCUACCUGAUGCAAAUAGUCAAAAGAUUUAUAAAAAAUUUGAAGAAGAUCAACGUUCCACUAGACAUAGUUACCAGGCCCAAAGAACUUCUCGGCUUAUGAAUAAAUUAGAUUGUUUUGAAUAUUCGUUUGAACCCUCAAACAUUUCAGAGUCUUUGAGUGAUGAUAAAGGAUUAGUUAAUGAAUAUAAAUGUGAUUUUGAACAAUGUCAGUGUGAGAAUCCACUUCUCCCAGGACAAUGCAAAAAGCCAUUCAGCGGUGACAAAAUUGAAUUGCUUAUCUUGAAGGCCAAGAGAAAUCUAGAGCAUUGUGCAGAAGAAUUACCGAAGUCUAUGAAAAAGGAUGACAGUCCUUGUUCAUUAGAUAAACUUGAAGCAGAAAGAUCAUGGGAAAAUAUUCCUGUUACUUUCAAAUCCCCUGUUCCUGUUAACUCUGAUGAUAGUCCUGAACAAACUUCAAGGGCAAAGUGUGCUAAAGGGUUCCUUGAAGACUUUUUAAAUAAUGAUAAUCAGAGCUGUACCCUUUCUGGAGGAAAACAUCAUGGUCCUGUUGAAGCCCUGAAACAAAUGUUAUUUAAUCUUCAAGCAGUACAAGAAAGUUUUAAUCAGAAUAAAACCACAGAGCCGAAAGAAGAAAUUAAGCAAGUUUCAGAAGAUGAUCUCUCUAAAUUACAGUUGAAGGAAAGUAUGGUUCCUAUUACUAGGUCACUUCAAAAGGCUUUGCACCAUUUAUCUCGCCUGAGAGACCUGGUUGAUGAUACCAGUGGAAAACAGUCACCGAAAAUGUGAAGAGGAAAAUAAAACAGUCUAACCAAUAAAUAGUCACCACAGAACAAAAAUGUUUAUUUUUUUCUAUUCCUGAAACUGACAAAGUAAUUAUAAGCCAUACAUUAUACUGUAAUUGGUUCAAGUAUUAUAUAUUUUUUAAAAAACCAAACUUGAAAAUGUCCAUGAGUUUUGUGACCUAAUCUCAUUUUGUGCCAAAAUACCAGAAUGUGAACUGGAAGGACCCACACUAUGUCCUAUAGCCUGACUUGGGUCUUCAGGCCAGCAAAUGUCUAAUACUCAAAGAUGGAUAAUUUCUGUUCUUGAAGCUUAUGUGGACUUAAACCUUCUUCAGCAUCCUUAUCAUUUUAUCAUCUGGUUCUGGAUCAUUAAGAAACUCUUCCUGAUUUCUACCCAAAAUUUCUUAAAUAGACUUUUUGAUAAAGUUAGCAUCCAUUUUAAGGAGCUUAAAGAAAUAUCAAAAUUGUUAUGGUCUAUCUUAUCCAUAUGGAAGUCUGUUACUUUUAAGUUUUCAUAAAUCAAAUACUUAAGCUGUGUUGUAUUUGCAAAUAACAGUAAUUUAAUAGUGGGGUGAUGCCAAAAGGAAUGUUUUAUGUUGUGAAAAUCCAAGAGAACCUCAUUUAAUUAAUGCUUUGAUUCUGUGUAAGAUAAUCUUGAUAAUACUUGACAAUUUACAGAACAUUUUGGGAGAGGAUAUUUGAGAAUUUAAUAUUUUCAUAUUAGAUUAUUUCCCAGAUUUUAGUUUUGGGGUUAGCUCAAACUAGUAAGAACUGAGAUCAGUGGCCAAUUGCUUUAUGAAAUUUGAUAACUAAACUUAAAGAAAAUGAAUAUGGAAAAUCAGAAAGCAACUCUCUGUUUUAAAGCUGUUUUCUAAGAAUUGAACUUUCUUUAAAGCAAUUUGUAGUCUUUAAAGUUUGUCCCUAGCUGGAACUGAACAGAGCUCUACAAUUUUGCAGUUUCUACCAAGUGAACAUCUAAUAAACAGGAAGCAUCUUUACCAACAAAACUACGAAUUAAGUCAUAAAGCAUGACUAAUGGAGCAUAUUUAAAGAAACCUGAUGAAAUUGAAGAAUAUCUGUGUAUAUAUACAGAUACUACAAGUUAACACUUUACCCUAGUGGUAGCAUCUUUCCUAAGUAAAUAGGAACUUCUAAAUACGUUGAGUCAAAGAAUUUUUUUCCCCAAAGUUAAAGCACUACAUGAGACCUUUGUUAUAGAACUGACAUGUCAAAGAGUGUAGACUGAACCCUGUCUUUCUCGGCCAGUGAAUUAGAGUCACUGUGCUGUUCUUUUUGCCCAGUCUGAGAGGCACUUGCCGGUAAGUUUGUUUUGUUUACUCUGUGGAAGUAUUUCUGCCAUGGACAUUUUAUUUUAUGACUAUGGUCUUCUUCACAGCAAAUAGUAUGCAUACAAUCAAACAAGGCAUUACUUUGAUGAUUCAAGUAUGGCUGGCUGUUAAAAAUGCAGAUUUUAAGUGGGUAAACAUCAGGUGGACCUGGAUUGAUGGUGUUCCCGGCUUAACGAAAUCCACUAUUAGACAAAUUCUAAAGAAGACAGAGAGAAUAAAGACAUCAGAUAAUAAAAUUCUAACUACAUAUUAUCUGUUGAUCAGACAUAAUAUUUACUAUGCCUAGAAAACAUCUCCAAAGAGAUUAUGCUGUAAUGGCUGUGUAGCACUGAUUUGGUUAGUGCUCCCAUUUGCAAGAGCAUAUCUUCAAUACUAAAGUAAGAUAAGCCUGUCCUAAAAUUUUAUGUUAUAACUAAUAUUUUAAGAAACUUGAUUAUACUUACCAAAGGAGUAUUUUUCCUUUUGUGUUAAAUAAAUACAGAAGUUUAGUCUUUUACCCCAAAGGGAAGUUAACUUUAUGAAAAUGGUUAAUUCCAACCUUUUAAAAAAGAAAUAUGUAGGAGAGUCAACUAAGAAAAAAUAUAAAUGAUAAAUGUUCAAGAAAUUCUCUAGAUAAUUGAUUGAAUUAAUUACAUGUUAAAUAUUUCAAUAUUUUUUAUUUUGAGAUUUCCAGAGGAAGAGACAACAGUAUGGAGACUGCUUGAGUGGGGAAUUUUUUUUUUUUUUUGAGGAAGAUUGGGCCUGAGCUGUUGCCAGUCUUCCUCCUUUUUUCCUUUUUUCUUCCCAAAGCCCCAGUAGAUAGUUGUAUGUCAUAGUUGUAUAUCCUUCUAGUUGCAAUAUGUGGGACACCGCCUCAGCAUGGCUUGAUGAGUGGUGCACAGGUCCGCGCCCAGGAUCUGAACCAGUGAACCCAGGGCUGCCGAAGCAGAGCGCACGAAUUUAACUACUACACCACCGGGCUGGCCCCCUGACCUGGGAAUUGAAAAGCAGAUAAUGACAACAAUUAGAUUUAAAAAAUUGCAUUAUGAAUAUAAAGCUUUAUCAACUCUUUUCUUUCUUUUUAGUAUAUUGAAAAAUGUUAAGUAGGAAAAAUGAGAAAAUUUUAAUAAAACAUUUCAAAUUUUUUUUUUUGGUGAGGAAGAUUGUCCCUGAGCUAACAUCUAUACCAAUCUUCUAUUUUGUAUGUGGGAUGCUGCCACAGCAUGGCUUGAUAAGUGGUGUAUGGGUCCAUGCCUAGGAUCUGAGCCCAUGAAACCCGGGCUGCUGAAGCGGAACAUGUGUACCCAACCACUAUGCCACCUGGCCAGCCUCAAAACAUUUCAGAUUUUUAAUUGAAUAUGAAAAGAAUUUAACAAACCUAAUCCCCCAAAUUAUUUGAGAUCGAGGGAUAAAGGUGUGAUGAGUAUGUGAAGAUUGAAAGCUUAACUGUAUUUUCCUUACUACCAAUAAGAACUCGACUUUCAGUUUUUCCAGUGACAAUUUAUUUCAGCUUCAUAGAGAUUUCUGGGUUUGUUUAGGUUAUACGUCUCUCUUGUUAUAUUAUUUCUUGUUGAAAUUUAUAAAUAUGGAUUUUUUUGUAUUAUUUUGUAUUUAAUGUUUAGGAUAAUGUCUUAUUAAGUUAUAUAUAGCUAUACCAAAAUGUUGCCUGAAGAUAAAUCAUGACAAGAUUCUUCCCCCCCGCCCAUGUUUUGAAUACAUGAAAUCACUCAUAGAUUUGCAUUUUGUUUCAUUUUUCCUGUCCCACCUUUCACUAUGUCUCAAAAUCUAUUUGAUGAAAGUGCUUGCUUGGAGAAGUGAACUUACCAAAAGGCAAGUAGCAUGAAAGGAGAUGAAAGAAGCAAAGGGCCAAUAAAAUUGAUAAUUUCUGAACAACUGAAGUUUCUUCAAAUGUAAAAGACUGUAUCUUUCUAUUCCGUGUAUUGAUCGGAUGUUUCAUCCAUGGUUAUAUGUUGUGUUGAGUUGUACUGCCUAUCAUAUAGUGAUGGGCGUAAACCUAGGUCUAAACCUGAACACAUUGUAUAUAGCAAGUUAUAUUGUUAGGUAUUUUUCUUGUGAUAUUUGAAAUUAUUCCUUUCCCACUUCUGUGCUUCCUUUCUUAUUUAUACUCAUCUGUGGCUAAGAUCAUUUUCCUUUUUUGAACAAAAAAAACCUUAGCUUUAAAAACUCUUAGCUUUCUACCCUUCCAGUUUCUUCUACAUUGUCCUUAUCCUAGACCAGACCCUUCUGUGUAACAACUUUUCUCACAAUGUAACAAAUGUAACAACUUCUAUCCAUCCUUCAUUACCUUAACUGAGCCUAGUGCCUUUGCCUCCUAAUACCUAUUUCAACCUUAAACGUUCCUCUCCUCAUUUUUAGCCCUUACACUGAAGACAGGCUAACUGGUCUUUGCAAAACACUGUUGUACACCACUGCUGUAGCCUUACUGAAUAAUUUCAGUGAAUUUGCUGUAGCUACAUUGCUUUCCUCAGAGUCUCCCAAACUUCCUAUGUAUAUUCUCAACUUUGUGCAUAUUAUUUACCAUGCUGGAAACACUCAAUUUUCUUUCAUUCUGUUUAUCUAAAGUUUAUUCUGCUAUUUCUUGAAAGCUCUGACUGAGUCUUGUAUUUCCUUUUCCGAACAUUCUAGCCUUCUUCCAAACUCUGGUAGGUUGGCUGGCUUUCCAUUCUCCUUCCCCCAUCGCUCAUUUAGCUAUUGUAUUUUUUGUUUUGUGUUUUGGAUAGUGCCUCUUAUACCACAUUGUAUUCCUAGGGGAGAAAAUGUUUCAAAAUGUUAGAUGAUUGAUUUUGUUUUAUCUCCUUGAUGAUAGUUCCUCUUACAUUACAUUGGAUAACCAGGAACAUGUAAACUUAAAGUGUUGAUAAUGAUUCUAAGCCUGGUUCCCUGUGUAAGGUUGUAAACUCAAAUAGGAGAGACCACAUCCUUUAUUUAUGUGAUGUUCUGCAAAUCCUUUUUAAGAUGAGGCAAAUUAAACCUAUUAUGGAAGAGUUCUUUCUUUUUUGAUGUUGCUGCCACUGUUUAUCAAAUAAGAUCAACAUUUGUGUAUUUUGGAUGACUUAGCUGUAAGCUUUCUAACUUCUUGAGUCCUAAAAGCUUUAAGAUUUUUGUUUUUAUAUAUUUUGCAUUUCAUUAGAUAUAUGAACUAUUUUACCAAUCUAGGACUAAGUCUAGGAAAACUUGCAGUGACUGGUUUUCAUUGUUUUGCUUCUUUGAGCCUGGCUUGUUGGGAACCUAUCAGUCUGGACCCAAUCUAGAAACAGAAACCACACAGUGAUUUUUAAACAAGGGAAGUUGAAUAUAAAAAAGUUUUAAAUUAUGACAAAAGAGAUAAGAUAUAAGAGAACUCUAUACGGUACCCCAGAACCAAGAGAGAGUACCCAAGGAAGGAAAAACUUGAAAGAAGGGGCCUAAGAUUUGGGUUCACACCUUGUUGAAGAAGGGACAACUACAGCCCAGUGGAUGACAAGUUUACUGGUUUUCCCAGACCAGAGUUGAUCUUUAGUCACCAGGCAAGCAGGAAGCCACCCUUUAAGGUUCAGGGAAGCUACCCCUGGUGACUGGGUGUGUGGGCAUGCAGAGGCAGUGAGAGGUCCCAGUGCUGGCAGGAUGCCUAGAACAUGAAGUGUUUGGGUUGGAAAGGUUGAAGGAAGGUGAUCCCCAGCCUGGGCCAGGUCUGUGAGGUUGCCAAGGAAAACUCUACGUUCUGGGAUUGUGACUGGGGCAGAGCACCACCGGCGGUCUUCAUACCCACCGUGAUAACUGAUGGUGCAGCUGUCAGAAAGCAGUGGGAGAGGCCCUUCAGAGUGAAUUUAGAGCCGAGAGACUAUAAAUUGAUAACUGGCACAGAAACUGAUCAGAUUCUAGAAAGGUUGUGGUGGGAGGAAAUACCAUUAGGGAAAUACAAAAUAGUUCACCUGUCCUCUGCCCUCAAUGUUCUGCGACUUAUUAUAUAGCCUGUGCAAGCCAAGAACUGGGCAUAAAGGUGACGUAGCAAAAAUGUCAGGUUAUUUAGAAAGCAGACACAAUGAGAAACCUUGAGCCAAUGUUUUCAAAAUCUAAUGAAUUUGAUAACUUUGUAAAAGAAAAUAGUUCUGAACUAGAAAUCUGGGACUAUUAUAGGUAUUCUGGAAUUAUGUGAAUAGUACUCGCAAUCAGAAUUUCAGAGAUAGGAGUAAGGUGCAUUCCCUCCAUUACUUUUCAUCAAGGUGACCACAUAGCUUUUAUAUGAAUGUUUCUGGAAGUGGAGAGUUGCUUGUAAUUGGAAUGCUUUGUUUUGUAGUAUAUUCUUGCUUCAGUUAAGUCAUGAUUUGCUUUUUGGUGUCUUCCACAUAUUGCUCUUAAUUUUGCCUUUCAAGACAAUCUCACGUGCACAUUUCAGUCUUCCUAAUAUUGAAACCAACAAAAGUAAUGCUUGUUCCAUCUUUCAGGCUAAAUGUUUCUAGUUUCUAAAUUAUUUCUUUGGACAAAGUUUUAUGUUUCUUCAUUAUUGUCUCACUUUUUUGGAUGCUCUCUACCUUUCAAUGCUUUGUUGUUGUUUAAAUGUCUAUCUUUAUUUUACAAAUGAUCCAGAGCCCUACUUAACAGUGAAACUAGAGUAUACGCUUCAUUUUUAAUUGAGAUAUAAUUGACAUAUUCGUUUCAGGUGUACAACAUAAUGCUUUGAUAUUUGUGUGUACUGUGAAAUGGUCACCACCAUAAGUCUAGUUAACAUCUAUCUACUUUAUUUUUUCUUAUUGCCACCUGUAGCUAAUUUUUUUCCGGUUUAUUGUGGUAUAAUUGACAAAUAAAAUCAUAAGCUA
This is a messenger RNA of Diceros bicornis minor, 7966 nucleotides long. It is a transcript of the gene C16H18orf54, whose product is annotated as chromosome 16 C18orf54 homolog. The record is from RefSeq and is a predicted model, not a curated record. The coding region runs from base 230 to 1825 and encodes 531 amino acids. Gene Ontology annotation, biological process: activation of protein kinase B activity. The transcript is spliced from 9 exons. Gene Ontology annotation, cellular component: Golgi apparatus; plasma membrane. Lineage: Eukaryota; Metazoa; Chordata; Mammalia; Perissodactyla; Rhinocerotidae.